GGGAUACAGAAUGUCUUCUAUUGCUGCUUCAACAUUAGUUUCUGUUCCUCCUGCUUCAACAAAACACGCCAAUGAGUCCCACAUCGGAAGACGCUGUGCAGAAUUUCAUCCUUCUAUUUGGACCGACCAUUUCCUUCAAUAUGCCUCUCACUCUCACUCUUCUAAAGUUAAUCAUAGUGAAACAGUGCAACACGUCGAAACUCUGAAAGAAGAAGUGAGGAAGAUGCUGGUUCCUACCAAUGAGAAGCCCUCAAUUUCAAAAGUUGAAUUGAUCGAUUCAAUUCAACGCCUGGGUCUGAGAUAUCAUUUUGAAAGUGAAAUUGCAGAAGUGUUGCAACAAACUCACAAGCAAUACGUUCAAAAUGGCCACUUAAUUCUUGACUCAGACCUAUGCUUUCUUGCUUUGCUUUUCAGAUUACUGAGGCAAGAUGGAUAUCUCAUUUCACCUGAUGUGUUUAGUAAGUUCACAGAUGGAGAAGGAAAGUUUAGUGAAAGAGUUAGCAACGAUGUGGAAGGAAUGCUGAAUUUAUACGAAGCUGCUCAUCUGAGUAUUCAUGGAGAAAAAAUCUUAGAUGAAGCAAUGGCUUUCACUUCCACUCAACUUCAUGCCAUCACCAAGACUGUUGAACCAAACACAUUUCUUGCUGAACAAGUUCAUAAUAGUUUAAGGCAAUCUCUCCAUAGGGGAAUUCCAAGGUUAGAGGCUCGAAAGUAUAUUUCAAUCUACCAAUUACGUCCUUCUCACAGUGAAGCCUUGCUGACCUUCGCAAAAUUAGAUUUCAAUGUCCUUCAAACUUUGCAUCAGAAAGAAGUUGCAGAGAUUUGCAUGUGGUGGAACAGCUUGGAUGUUGCCAGAAAUCUAUCAUAUGCAAGAGAUAGAAUUGUGGAAUGUUACUUUUGGAUUCUUGCAGUUUAUUUUGAGCCUCAAUACUCUUUAGGCAGAUUGAUACUCACCAAGAUGAUGGCCGUUUUGUCCCUGAUUGAUGAUACUUAUGAUGCUUAUGGAACCAUUGAUGAGCUGACCAUUUUCACUGAUGCACUUGAGAGGUGGGAUAUUUGCUGCUUGGAUGAUCUCCCAGACUACAUGAAGUUACCUUACGAGGCACUGUGGAAUGUUUAUGAUGAAAUGGAUCAGUACAUGAGGAAGGAAGGAAGAGAAUACAGCAUUAGUUACGCAAUAUCUGAAGUGAAGAAGGUGGCGAGAGCCUUCAUGAGAGAGGCCAAAUGGUUAAAUGAAAACUACAUGCCAACAACAGAACAGUACCUUGAGACAGCAAUGAUAAGUUGUUGUUAUUCAUUGCUCUCAACAGUAUCUUUCUUUGGGUUGCGACAUCUUGCCACUGAGGACAUGUUCAAAUGGGUUACAAGUCAGCCUAAGCUUGUCAAAGUUUCUUCCCUUAUUUGCAGAGCCAUGGACGACAUCGUCUCUAGUGAGUUUGAGCAGAAAAGAGGGCACGUUGUGUCGGUUCUUGAUUGCUAUAUGAAGGAACAUGGUGUGAGAAGGCAAGAAGCCAUUGAAGAGUUUCGUAGGGUUGUUAGUAAUGCGUGGAAGGAUAUGAAUGAAGAACUCCUUAGACCUUUGGAAGUGGACAGGCCUUUUCUAAUGCCACCUCUGAACUUAGCUCGUGUUAUGGACGUGCUUUACAAAGAAGAAGAUAAUUACACUCAUGCCAAAGGCAUCAUGAAGAAUUCCAUUACAGCUUUGUUGGUGGAUCCUGUGCCUGUAUGAGCAUCGACCUCAUUUUUCUCAUAUAUUUAUAUUAUUU
Neltuma alba is the source of this 1766-nucleotide messenger RNA. Its product is annotated as (-)-germacrene D synthase-like. The transcript has 7 exons. Gene Ontology annotation, biological process: diterpenoid biosynthetic process. Lineage: Eukaryota; Viridiplantae; Streptophyta; Magnoliopsida; Fabales; Fabaceae. The record is from RefSeq and is a predicted model, not a curated record. Bases 11 to 1729 code for a protein of 572 amino acids. Gene Ontology annotation, molecular function: magnesium ion binding; terpene synthase activity.